ACAACGGCGGCAAUCCGUUAGUAUUUCUUCUACCUUUGUGUCGAAUGGAACAAAAAAAAUUUUUUGCAUUUUCUAAUUUACUCGUUUGUUGUUUUAUUAUACUAUUGCCAGUAUGUUGAGUGAAAAUUGCGUCACCAAUUAUCACGGAAGCAGUGAAGCCAAAAUGAACAAGCUCUGCAGACAAGUAUCGAUCGAAUCCCCGGGCCCGGUGAUGAAGGACUGCGUCUUCAGCUUCGAGGUGCCGGUGCCGGAGGUGCCGCCGAACGGCGCCCGCAUCCGCGUCGUCUGCGCCGGCGCCUGCUACCGCAUGCGCAACCGCUCGGCGUCGACGUCGAGCGUCUCCUCCGUAUCGAGCGUCCACUCCGUCGAGGACGUCGGCUACUGCCCGGCCCAUUACGGCCACAAGGACGGCGCCCUCUUUCCCGGCUACGAGGUGGCCGGCGUCGUCGACGCCCUCGGCGACCGCGCCGCCGGCGGCGAGUUCGGCGUCGGGACGCGCGUCGUCAUCUACCCGUACAACGGCAUACCGCACGGCUACGCCGAGUUCAUCGUCGUGCCGGACCUCGCCGACCUGGUGGCCGUGCCCGAAGGGUUGCCCAUGGGGGUGGCGGCCAUGCUGCCCAGCGGGGCGCUGCUGGCCAAGAGCACCGUCAUCAAAGCGCAGGAGCGCAUCGUGGAGUUGCUGAAGAACAGGCCGGUCGAGCACCCGGUGAGGAUCCUCAUCGUGGGUACCGGCGGUUUGGCCUUGUGGGCUCUGAGGAUCGCCGAGCACCAUUUCAGGACGCCCGAGUGCGAGAACCGCGUCAAGAUCACGGUGGCUACUUUGAAAGACGAAGGAUUGAAAAGGGCUGCUGAGGAAUUAAAAUUCGUCAAUAUAGUACAAUGGAACGAAGACCUCUAUGAAUCACAACUAAUAGAAAGAACCAAAGACGCUUGUAAUGGAUUAGUAGACAUUGUAAUCGAUUUCGGCAUCACUUCCAGAUCACUCAACAGAUCGCUCAAAUGCCUUAACUCGGGCGGCGUGGUGCUGAUAAGGGACGAAGUGGCGAGCAAGUUGGUGCCGAGGUUCUCGGCUCUGGCGAAGGAGAAGCACCAGGAAAUCGAGGCGGUGGCGCCGGGCUCGAUCGAGGAGCUGAAGGAGCUGGUGGAUUGCGUGGCGAAGGGGGAGAUCAAGCCGCCGCCUUACACGGAAUUCUCCGCCGACGAGGCGUCGACGGUCAUGCAGAAACUGGGCCAGUCCGAGAUCAACGGAAGAGCCAUAUUGCGUUUUCACGAUACUCAAUAG
Messenger RNA from Phyllotreta striolata, 1285 nucleotides. The record is from the annotation of a GenBank genome assembly. NCBI's taxonomy places the organism in Eukaryota, Metazoa, Arthropoda, Insecta, Coleoptera, Chrysomelidae.